UGGAAGAGCUCGUGGCUGAUGUGAGCUUUGUCGACGUGCUCGAGAUGUAGUUCGACUUCGUUGGACUGAUCCGAUUUCUGAGCCAUUGGCACGUGGUCAGUACGGUAUGUUUGAGUGUGGAUCGUGACAACAGUCCGUUAAAUGGACUUCUCGGAUGACUUCUUUGAGUCACGUGAUGACGUGAGAAAGAUACCAGAAGAAGUUCAGAAUUCUUUCUAUACACCUAAGAACGUUGAACCGCAAUGGUUCUGCUCCUCUUCUGUUAUUGACACAGUUGACACAGUGAAACGACGUGCUGAUUUCUUCUAUUACAAGAAGGACUUUGUCCAAGCACAACACAUCUAUCAAUAUUGUCUUAGCCUUAUGACAUUAGAUACACCGUCCAUCGUCAGAAAGGAAGUCGACGAAUCAAUCGCAUUGUGUUGCAUGCAUAGUGGUAACAAUGAUGAGGCUCAGAAACGGCUACAAAAUUUGAUAAGCGACUCACCAGACAAUCAAUCACUGCACUAUCACAUACAACGAAUGACCGACAAAGACAAAUCCGACUGUCUACCCAACACACACAGAUCAACACUUCGAGAUUCCCCACAACCUCAACAAGAUGAUGAAACACAAACACAUUACACCAACACCUAACCAACUACACACACACACACACACACACACACACACACACACACACACACACACACACACACACACACACACACACACACACAUGCAAUCGCCAGCCUUCAAACAAGCCAGUGAGAAUGGAACAAGUUGGCUCACCGAAUGGGAAAUCCAGCAAAACCCAGCUAAUUUAAUGCCAUAAAUUUGCUGCCUUUCUAUUUUAUUCAAUGAUUAUGAUUAAGUAUGUUGCAUGAGCAGUCUGCUAGUAGUAGUAGUUGAGGUAGUCUUAGCGUUUUCCCUCUGUAAUAUAUGUAGAGCACUCUGGACUAA
Molecule: messenger RNA, 942 nt
Organism: Corticium candelabrum
Lineage: Eukaryota; Metazoa; Porifera; Homoscleromorpha; Homosclerophorida; Plakinidae
Exons: 4
Coding region: 142-636 (164 amino acids)
Molecular function (GO): protein binding
Source: RefSeq, a predicted model, not a curated record